AUGAGAUUCCUUUGUUUACAUGGCAAGGGGACCAACUCCGACAUCUUUGAGGCACAGCUAGCAUCGUUGCGCAGCCGAAUCUCCCCAGGUCACACCUUCGACUUUGUAGAUGCCGAAGCCGACUGUCCGCCAGCACCCGGCGUAGACGGCUUCUAUCCCGGCCCCUACAUCGGUUGGUUCCCAUCAUACGAGCCCCCAUCAGUGAAGAAAGUCCAAGAGAGUUUGAAGGAGAUCAUCGAGGAGGAUGGGCCAUACGACGGGGUGAUAGCGUUCUCCGAGGGCGCAGCACUGGCAGCGAGUCUCUUGCUGUGCGACGAACACUCUCAAAGAGAACCCACCUUCAAGGUGGGGAUCUUUUUCAACAGUGUGAUGGUGUUUUCGCCCUCCGAGGAGCUUGGGGUGAACAUCAGCCAGAAGAUCAAAGACCAGGAAACCAAAUUCGCAGGGUAUCUGCACGGCAUGCGCAGCGACGCCAGUAACCCUGACCGGGUUCCUGAUAUCUACGCCUUCACUACAGAGUUCCCCACCCGCAUUUCCGUGCCGACUCUACAUGUCAUCGGGUCGGAGGAUGUGUUUUCCGAGGCCUCGCGGGAAUUGACACGGCUGUGUCCCGAUAAGGCGGAGGUGUUGAUCCACGAUGGUGGGCACGAGUUGCCGCGUGCCGAGGCCUCACUGGAUCGCUGCAGUGAGCUGUUCGAGACGGUUGUGACCCUAGCCUCGAUCGGUGGAGCAUGA
Messenger RNA from Penicillium alfredii, 735 nucleotides. Its product is annotated as EF-hand calcium-binding domain protein. The record is from RefSeq and is a predicted model, not a curated record. Bases 1 to 735 code for a protein of 244 amino acids. The transcript is spliced from 2 exons. Lineage: Eukaryota; Fungi; Ascomycota; Eurotiomycetes; Eurotiales; Aspergillaceae. Gene Ontology annotation, cellular component: nucleus; cytoplasm.